AUGGCGAAAGCCAAGGAAGACGAAGACCCAAAACGACACCGCAUUUUCACCUACGGCACACUCAAAACUGGCUUCGCAAAUCACAAGCUCAUGCAAGAUCUCAUCAACCAUAAUCAUGCAGUUUUUCUUGGCAAAUACUCAACCCAUCUCUCAUUCCCACUCUUACUCGGCCCUUAUGGCAUUCCUUAUCUUAUCAAUCUCCCCGGUUCCGGCCACCUUGUCCGUGGUGAACUUUACGCUGUCUCCGAUCAUGGCCUUGCGCGCCUCGAUGAGUUGGAAGAAAUCAGCAUUGAGCAUUACAACCGCCUCCCCGUUAAGGUUGUGGGCGACGACAUGGUGGUUAUCGGAGUCGAGUGCUAUUUUGCUGGAAAGGGAGCUGGGGAAGGGCUGUGGAAUGAGAAAGAUGGAGAGGCAUUAGAGGAAUAUACAGAGAGGGAGGCUGUGAAGUUUGUGUUGAAGGAUCAAACAUGCAAGGGGAUUCCAUGAAUUUAGAGAAGAUUAUUAUUGGUUUGUUAUCAUUAUUUUAGAUUGAGAUUUGAGAUUUAUUUGUUGGUGUUUAUUAAUUAGGGUUUAGUAUAAGUUCAUCUUGCUGAAAUGAAUCUUUUAUUGGCUCCUAACCAUUUUUAGGUUACAACCUUUUAUAUAGUCAUCAUAUAUGUCUUGCUCAUAUUGUUUGU
This is a messenger RNA of Cucumis sativus (cucumber), 677 nucleotides long. Its product is annotated as putative gamma-glutamylcyclotransferase At3g02910. Gene Ontology annotation, molecular function: gamma-glutamylaminecyclotransferase activity. The record is from RefSeq and is a predicted model, not a curated record. The transcript has a single exon. Lineage: Eukaryota; Viridiplantae; Streptophyta; Magnoliopsida; Cucurbitales; Cucurbitaceae. Bases 1 to 486 code for a protein of 161 amino acids.